GGUAACAAAAAUAUAUUGGAAAUUCCUUUCUACAAAGGCAGGUAACAAGAGAAAGGCAGACUAUACAGCAGUCACAAGAAGAUUCAUUUUUGAAAAGAAAGACCUGUCUAUUCAGAUCAAAUAAAAUCGACAUGACUUGUGGAGUAAUUGUAUUGUUGACAGUUUUAACAACUACAUUUGUUAUCCAGAUAAAAUUGAGCACCUGUGAUAGUCAUGAAUGCGAUUCAUACAUACAUCCGCGAAAUAUUUAUAUAUUCAACAUGGUUCUUUGCAUUAUUGGGAUUGCAGCACUUUUUUUAUAUUUGAUUUUAUGGUCGGUUAACGAAAAGAAUGAAGAGACCGUUCAAAUGAGACAACACAAGAGUAAAACAGAUAUGUUGACAAAAGUAUUCAUGUGGAUAUUCACAUUCUUUAUAACUAUAUUUUCGAUGAUAACAAUUCUUAAUGUAAAAGAAAAAAUGAAUCACUUCAAAGAUUUAAACUCAACGGGGAUAAUUAACAGUACUUGCAAGUACAAGUUGUCGUAUGAUGAAUCGAUAUUUAAUUUUAAAAUUGUGCAAAUUAUCUUUUGUUUAAUUCAAAGUAUGUUUUUACAACUGACCUUUGGUAUUCGAUUUUACCGUUCCAUAUUGAUAAAGGUUGUUACAUUUUUCAUAUUUUGGGCAAAUGCAAGUCAUUUCGUUUUGAUACUAGUUAAUGCCUAUACAUCAUCGGAAGAUAAUUCUAGGAACAGUUAUAAGGAAUGUACACUUAGGCAAACAACAGAUUGGAGCGUAAAGCAGGCCUACGACGUAUUCGCUCAUUUUUGUAAGCCUAUGGAGGGGCAAUACUCCGUUCUUUGUAUGUUACAAAUAUUUGAAGUUUCGUCAAUUGGAGUACGUUAUUGCUGUACAUCAAAACAAGGUAACCAAAAGCACAAAUCACAGUCAACACUUGAACAUGCAAAUAACGAAGAGAAACCACUUUUGUCCAGACAUAAAACAGAUGAUAAAGAUGCUGACUCAAAAAACCUAAACAUAGACCCUCUAACAAAUGAAAGACCUGAAAAUGCAUGUAAAGACGCAGAAAACCUAAGCGUCAAUGUAGAUCGUACGAAAGCACUGAAAGAAUUAGCGUUUCAGCGAUACACACAGAUGAGUGGUAUUGCUGUAAUUUUCCUCUUUAUUCCGGAUUGUGCCACUUCAAUAUAUUCCCUUAGUCUAAAUAGAAUAAAUGAAUCGUAUGCUAGUUCAACUACAGUCAGAAGACUUAAUGGCGUUGAAACUAGCUAUUUUGUCUACCAUAUACUGCUUCAUGCUGUCAUGCUUCUUCUUUUUAUGUUUUGCUUUUACAUGCUUUAUGGAUCAAAAACAUACUUUGAAAAACUGACAGAUGGAAAGAUUCCAUCUUUCAAAUCAAGCUAUUUUGUUAUAUCACUGAGUUUCCUUGCGUCUUUCGCCUUUUAUGGUGUUAACCUAACAGCAUACGUUUUAUUUACACAGUCAACGCCGAUUACAAUUCUAAUAGUUGAAAAUUUAUUUUCCGUUCUACAGAUAUCAAUACAAAUGUUUUUGAUUUUAAAAGUAAACGAAUUGAAAAAAUCGAAGAUUUCGUCAUCCUUUCCACGAGCUUCAAUGACGCAUAUAUUCCUGAUAAUUUCUGUGAUGAAUCUAGGGUUUUGGUUUGCAAGUAAUUUUAUGGGAAUGUCAAACUAUACGAAAUUUGUUCUGACAGAAAUUUUGGGUGAUAAAACUCAACAUGCUUUGUGUCAUAUAUUUAUAGCAUUUGUUUGUUUCUUUCAUUUUAAAUCGUGUGCUAAAUUUUAUGAGUUAUUCCGUUAUCAGUAUGAUUUCUAAAACCGACCCUCGUCAUGUUGUUUGACCACUGUGGGAUAUGAACAUGCAACACUGUGGUCAUAAAUCACAAGGAAGGUAACUUUGUACUUUACUUUUUUUUCAUUGAUUUCUUGAGGAAAACCGCUUUAAAUUGUUUCAAUAUUGUAAAUUUUAUAUGAAAUACACCAGUAUAAUAAUUGAUAAGCUAUAUCAAUGUUUUAUACUGUACAUUUUGGGCUUUGAAAAGAACGUUAAUUGUUUUUCUUAUGCAUUUCUCAAUGACAUCUUAAAAAUGAAAAUUUAAUUUGAUAAUACUUAAAAGAGAAAAAUAACCAAAAGAAAAUAUAUGCGUGUUAUAUUUGAACAUUGGUAAAAUCAUUAAUACAUAUUUAUUUAAAGAGGACUGUCUGCUUCAUAAUGUCUUUGAAUUCGCACUGAAACUAGUGAUAUUUUAGCUCAAUGUUUGUUCAGAUUACUUCAAGUCAUAUUUUGAAUAAUCGGUCACCUUAAAAAUGCUUUUCAUAUAUUAAAACUGAUUUCGGUAACGUUUUGUUCUUUUGUUCUUCACAAAAUCAAAAAGCAAAAUGUCAUCGAAAAUAGAACUAAACAUCAUUAAAUAUGUUACAUGCUAACUGAAAUGAUAUGGUUCCUGAAUUUAGUCAUCGCUUAAUUAAGAUAAGUAUACUCAGCAGCCGAUUGAGACUGGACAACAACUUUGAUUUUAAGAAUAUUUGUAUAUAUACUAAACAAAUCAUUUUACUCUUUAAUAUAAAAAUUUCUAAAUUCUAUUAUCAUCAUCGGGUUUGAACUUACAUGAGCAAUACGACGGGUGCCACAUGUGUAGCAGGAUCUGCUUACCAUUCCAGAGCACCUGAGAUCAAACCCAAUUUUUGGUAGGGUUCGUGUUGCUCAGUCUUUGGUUUUCUAUGUUGUGUUUUAAUUUUUGUGUACUGUUAUUUGUCUGUUUGUCUUUUUUUUUUAUUCAUAGCGUUGUCAAUUUAUUUUCGACUUGUCAGUUCGAAUGUCCCUUUGGUAUCCUUCGCCUCUCUUCUGUUAUUGAUGUUGAAAUAAUUAUUAGUGAAAAUGGUCAUCCUUGUUUUACUUUUCCAAGUUUUUGAAUCAUGUUCAUAUGAUGUGUUUGUUGCAAAUCAUCCCCAAAUGGUUGUUCUGUAGAUUAAAAGAUUAAUUUUCUUAGGCUUUAACCGUUGUUUGGAUAACUCUGGUUAAUGUGUGAAUGCAUAUGACUAUCACUGGGUCGAUACCUCUGCUAGUGGACUGUAAGACCACAAGGGUAUCAUCAGCCCAAUAGCCAGGAUUUGAUUAAAUUGAAAUUUGCUGAUAUAGAAUUACGGGAAAUAAUUCAAAAUCAAAGAAUAUAUUUCUCUCAUGCAAAGCUCCGAUUUUUUAUCAGGAUUUGGCUAUAGAUAAUGUCAUAUUUGCUUUGAUCAGCUCUCCAACGUAUGUUUUAUGUUUUGGAUUUUUAAUCAGUUCGGCAUCGAGCAUCACUGAAUAGAGACCAGCUGGGCUUCUGGUGCAGUAAAUUUAUACCGUUAAUGCUAUUGACAAGAUAUGUUGAUAAUCCAGUCUACAAAGGUUUCUGCAUUUGGUUUAACCAGGGUUUCAGUAUAAUAAAUUGUUCAAGCUAGAAAUAGCUAUAAUUGUUAUAAUGUAUAUAAAGAACUUGAAUGUAAAAAAACAAUGAUAAAAUAAUGACAGUUAUGUUAUAUAGAAUAUGCAUGUAGAGAAUCAAAUGUCAUUUAGCGCUUGAAUUAUCAGCUUAACUGUAACUUGAUUUACUUCAUUAAUGUAAAAUAAAAAUAAUUUUAUAUAUUA
Molecule: messenger RNA, 3647 nt
Organism: Mytilus californianus (California mussel)
Lineage: Eukaryota; Metazoa; Mollusca; Bivalvia; Mytilida; Mytilidae
Exons: 2
Coding region: 132-1835 (567 amino acids)
Source: RefSeq, a predicted model, not a curated record